Molecule: messenger RNA, 564 nt
Organism: Iphiclides podalirius (scarce swallowtail)
Lineage: Eukaryota; Metazoa; Arthropoda; Insecta; Lepidoptera; Papilionidae
Source: the annotation of a GenBank genome assembly
AUGAUGCACCGCAAGGAUGUUCAAGACACAUCCGACGGAUGUCCCGGGCUACCCGCCCAGGCGCUUUUGGAAAACAAGUCCGGGACCAAAUCUGCUACUGAACAGGUCUGCCGCAGAGCACCUCCGCUUAUCCCGGCGUCAGCGAACUUCUACAGGCAGGUGCACUACUCCCCACGCCAAUCGGGUACAGUCGGUACUGUUGAUGAGUGUGGUCGUCGAUUGCAAGGGCCGGUGUGGGCUCGGUGGCACCGCUCGCCGUCGGAGGCGCUGCUGAUAACGGCUCGGUUUUUGGUGGGUGCCGCGUUACCAACCAGUGCGACUGGCGCCGACAGUCGCGGAGCUGGUGAGGAGCGAGCGGCGGGGGCAGGGCGCGUGCGGGGCGGGGGGCGGGCGGGGCGUGGGGCGUGCCCGCGCCGCGCGGCCGCGCCGCCGCCAGUACGCGCCGCGCGCUCGCCGCCGCCGCACGCGGCCGCCGCGCGUUGUCCCGCGCCCACCCGCGCUCUGCGUGCGACGGCGUCGUCGUCGUCGAUUAGGAGUGGCGGUUCGCAUCUUACCGGGCAGCAU